Messenger RNA from Lasiodiplodia theobromae, 1758 nucleotides. Its product is annotated as RNA recognition motif protein. The record is from RefSeq and is a predicted model, not a curated record. Gene Ontology annotation, cellular component: cytoplasm; ubiquitin ligase complex. Lineage: Eukaryota; Fungi; Ascomycota; Dothideomycetes; Botryosphaeriales; Botryosphaeriaceae. The transcript is spliced from 3 exons. Gene Ontology annotation, biological process: positive regulation of proteasomal ubiquitin-dependent protein catabolic process; protein polyubiquitination; ubiquitin-dependent protein catabolic process. Gene Ontology annotation, molecular function: RNA binding; ubiquitin protein ligase activity; ubiquitin conjugating enzyme binding. The coding region runs from base 1 to 1758 and encodes 585 amino acids.
AUGGACCAAAUCGCUGAGGUCAAGGUAAAAGAUCCAACAUUCGCGCAACAAUUCAUCCAACGUGCUGGCACGAAUCUGGAAAUCCAAGGGAAAACGGCGACCGCAGCCCACAUCCAGCGGUUGGACUCCGAUGCGGGCUCCGAACCAUCCGCGAAGAGGCUGCAGCUGAACUCUGUUUUGUGCAGCUGGUACAACCCCUCAAGAAUCGUCUGGCUACAUUUUGGCAGCGAAAAGGCCGCUGUAAAAGCGGUUGAGUUCCUCAAUGGGCUAAGAAAGCUGCGAGGGCGGAAGCUGCAGACAAAGUACCAACCUCCGCCCAUUCAUGCGUACUGGAGUUCUCAACCUGUCAUCCACUCAGUUCAGGUUGGGAACCUUGAUGUGGAGACAACCCAAGAAGAUCUGCGCAGGUUUCUAAGGGGCCGCGAGCCUGGAAACAUAAAAAUGGGCCCGAAAUCCUACAUGGCAACCCCACAAGAAGCGUCGUUGCAGGUCAAGGAUUCCCUCGAAGCUUUCGGCCAAUUGACCGACUGGGACGUAUCUGCAGAGGCUCCAGGAACCCGUUCAAAAGCCAUAGCCAGAUUCGCCAAUCCGGAAGACGCUCGACGUGCAUCAGCAGGACUCAAUGGAAAGAAAACUAGUGCGCUAGGAGAUACCAAGCUUUUCGUCAACACAGUCACCUCUAUCAAACUCUCAAUCCUCAGUAUAAUCCUUAACGCCGUCAGGGUACAGCUAGAGGAGAUUAAGGCACGAGUCUGGGAGUCAACGUAUGUACACAUCAAAGUAUACAACAAGCCAACGCACGGCAUUCACACGGCUCUGAGGAUCUUCGGUGGGGAUAGACGUGCGGUUUCCCAAGCAAAAAGCUCCGUGGAGAAGCUUUUGGCUGGCACGAUAGCCAGGACUGGAGACAGCCUUAUACGCGAUCCAUUCUUCUUCGGCCCUGACGCAACGGCUUAUUUUCAAAACCUGAUGGACACGCAUGCUCUGCAGGGUGGGUUCAGACGGCUCGUUGCAGUUUUCGGCAAGGAAGUCGUCAAGCUCAAUAUUACCAGCUCGCCCAAAAUGAUCACAUUCCAGGGCUCGUGCCAAGAUUUCCAACGCGCACACACCAUCUUUCUGGGUACACACAACAUUGAUUUGGAGCGGCGGACAAGGAUCGCCACUAUGAAAGGCACUGACGAAGUCUGCCCUGUCUGUUGGAUGGAACCCGAGGAUCCUGUUAGCGGCGCAUGCGGUCACACUUAUUGCAGAGACUGCGCCUCGGCAACAUGCGACCACGUCUUCACACUCACAGAAAUACAAGACACAAUUCCCGAAUCGGUCUUUGAGAAUCUGCUCGAGGUUUCCUUUAUGUCGCAUGUCCGCGCCCAGCCCGAAAUCUUCCAGUACUGUCCAACGCCGGACUGCGACCGGAUAUACCGUUCAAGCACCGAUGGUCGCAUCUUUCUCUGCGACAACUGCAUCACCCCUGUGUGUACAGCGUGCCACGUGGUGGCUCACGAUGGCAUCACGUGUACAGAGGCAAAGGAGCUGGGGAGCGAAAACGAGAUUGCGUUCGAAAAUUGGAAGCAGGAGCAGGAGAACGUCAAGUGUUGUCCAAAGUGCAAGACGGUCAUCGAGAAGACGUACGGAUGCAACCACAUGCAGUGUCUUGGGUGCAAGGUUCAUAUCUGCUGGUUCUGCCUGGAUAUUUUCGAUACCGGACCCGAAACCUACGCUCACAUGCAAGAGCGACAUGGUGGGAUCAACAAUCAUUGA